UGGCCUCUCUGCCAGGGCCUUUGUGGGGCUUUGAUUCCUCUGUGGCUAUGCAACGGGCAGAACAGAGGGCUUAUUGAGAUGCACCUUUAGAACAGCCCACAGACGCCGACUCCAACUGAUCCCGAGGACUGAAUCAGUUUUCUUCGCACGCACCAAAGUGAUGCGUUGCUACUCUCUUCUGUAGCAAUAGUCAUAACAAUAGUUAGCAAUCUAUAGUGCUUUUAAAAAAAUACUAAAACAGGGAAAGAGGCAGCUGUCCGAGUUUCCCCCCCAACGCAUCAGUUAAUCAUUAACCCGCGAGCAAGUGGGCUCAAGUUCACCCACAGGGGUCUUUAUCGUCUGCUGUGGCACAGAAAGGCCUUGCCAGAAAGAUGGUCGGAAGUCCUUGGAGGUGGCCUCCCUUGGCCCUGGCUGUGCAACUGCUUUUCAACUUUGCUGUUGCAGGGCCUGAGAGUCUUGUGAGACCCACAUCCUGCACAGACUUCCAGUCAGCGAACCUCUUGCGGGGUACCACACUCAAGGUCCAGUUCCUUCUGUUCACUUCUGUCCAUCCCAGCUGCGGGCAGCUGCUGUCGAGUAUCGAGGACAUCCAGAACUCCAGCUUCAAUGCCAGCCUGGGAACAAAAAUAGUCAUCCACGGUUUUAGGGCGCUGGGCACAAAGCCCUCUUGGAUCAAUGGGCUGGUCGGAGCCUUGCUGCAAGCAGCCCCCGCCAAUGUCAUUGCUGUGGAUUGGGUCCACGGGUCCACAGCCUCCUAUAACACUGCCGUGGAGAACGUCACCAAGCUGGCGCUGGAAAUCUUCACCUUCCUCCAGAAGCUGCUGGCCUUGGGAGCUCCAGAGUCAUCCAUCCACCUUAUUGGGGUGAGCCUGGGUGCACACGUCGGAGGUCUGGUUGGCCACUUCUACAAAGGCCACCUUGGAAGGAUUACCGGUCUGGAUCCUGCCGGGCCCAAAUACACCAAAGCCAGCAUUGAAGAGCGGCUAGAUCCCGGAGAUGCUCUUUUCGUGGAAGCCGUUCACACAGAUGCAGACAAGUUUGGCAUCCGGAUCCCGGUGGGCCACAUAGAUUAUUAUGUCAACGGAGGCCAAGAUCAACCGGGCUGCCCCCGUUUCAUCCCAUCUGGCUAUAACUAUAUGAUCUGUGAUCACAUGAGGGCUGUGCAUUUCUACAUAAGUGCUUUGGAGGACUCUUGCCCCAUGACAGCUUUUCCCUGCUCCAGUUACAAGGAUUUCUUAGCUGGCCACUGCGUACGCUGCACUGGGUCUUUCUUGCAUUCCUGUCCCACAAUAGGACUGUUAGACAACGGAGGAAUCGACAUGAAAACACUGCCCAGAGAGGUAAAAGUUUACUUGGCCACAGCUGCAUCAGCUCCGUACUGUGUGUAUCACAGCCUGGUUAAAGUUCGCUUGCAGCAGAGGAGAACCUCGGAUACUACCAUUGAGGUCUAUUUCAUGAGCAGAAACUUUACCUUCAGUACCACCAUCACUGUACCCAAGCAGGAGACGCUGGGCAAAAAUCUGGUGACUCACUCCAUACCACUGUGCCAGGUGGAGAGCGUGAGCUUGCUCUACCACCCGAGGAGCUGGAGAAGGAGCAAGGACGAGGACCCGGUGGUCAGCCAGUUUUGUGCUGCUCCCCUUCCUGUCAAUCCAAGGGAGAAGAUCUUCUGCCUGACUCAGGCAAUGACUCUGACCAGAAGCAUAAGCCCUUCCUAUGACCUGGCCAUUGCGUGCACGCCUAGCACAGCUCCCCCAGCAGAUACAGAGGUACCAACAGCACCUCGGCAGUGAAGUAUGCUGGAAGUGGUCUGAGCCCACGUUCUCUGCCCUGAAAACACAGGCUUUGAAACGGUGCAGAUGUGUGUUCGAAUCACUCGUGCCCCCCUUAGAAUGCCUGUAUGUCUCCACCCAAAGCCACUGAAUUUUGCAAUAAAGAAGAUGACAAAACACAA
Messenger RNA from Eublepharis macularius, 1954 nucleotides. It is a transcript of the gene PLA1A, whose product is annotated as phospholipase A1 member A. The transcript has 11 exons. Lineage: Eukaryota; Metazoa; Chordata; Lepidosauria; Squamata; Eublepharidae. The record is from RefSeq and is a predicted model, not a curated record. The coding region runs from base 372 to 1793 and encodes 473 amino acids. Gene Ontology annotation, molecular function: lipase activity; carboxylic ester hydrolase activity. Gene Ontology annotation, biological process: lipid metabolic process.